GGGAAUGGGCAUGGCUGACAAGCUGAUCCGCUAAUGGCAUCAAGCAUGGCGCAUCGCCAAUAGGGCCUUGAACAGCGAAGCAUUACUGAUACCCGCCCUCGUGCGAAAAUCCUUUCGUGGCUUCAUCACAGCCAGUACACUAAAGUAGACAGUUGACAGUAGCGCUCUUAGCACCGUGAUAUGUUUGAGUGCGUCUUCGAAAUAGAAUAGUUUUACAUGACACGACGUACGAUAUCACACGUUUUAGUUUGUACAAAUAUACAAAAUGUCUUCUCCACUAGAGAGUCUUGAAUCGCAGCUUGAAAUGUUUAUUGAGAAUGUUCGACAAAUACGUAUAAUUGUUAGUGAUUUCCAGCCUCAGGGACAAAAUGUUUUGAACCAGAAAAUACAAGGACUGGUGUCUGGUUUACAAGAAAUAGACAAACUGAAAACACAAAUACAAGAUGUUCAUGUGCCGUUAGAAGUUUUUGAUUACAUCGAUCAAGGUAGAAACCCACAGCUGUACACGAAAGAUUGCAUUGACAAAGCUCUAACGAAAAAUGAGCAGGUCAAAGGCAAGAUUGAUGCAUACAAAAAAUUCAAGGCUAACAUGCUUGUGGAACUGAACAGAGUAUUUCCUAAUGAAUUAACCAAGUACAGAGCGAUUCGAGGCGAUGAAUAAUGUAAUGUGCAGCUUUACUUUAGUUUAUUUAUACCAUCCAGAUAUAUUCUUGAAAACAUUUACACAUCUUGUAAGCUGUGUAUAAAUCGCCACAUCCUUGGAGCAUUAGUAAUUGUAUUGGUUUUUAUUUUAAUUGCAUAUUGUAAACAUUUCUUUUUAUGAUUAGUUGAUUCAUUAUACACUUUUUUAUUAUAAUUUAUCAUAGAAAAUUUAAAAACAGUUCAAGUCUGAUAAUGUAAUAAGUCAAUGUUUGUGACUCAGGUGAUUCAUACAAUAUUUUGAAAUGCUAAAAUUCUUUUGUAAAUACUUGAAUUUUUAAAAUUGAAUUUGAAAAAACUGUAAUUUGGUUGAUAUAAGAAUAAAUAAUUCUUCAAUAUUUCAUACA
Messenger RNA from Phymastichus coffea, 1046 nucleotides. It is a transcript of the gene MED10, whose product is annotated as mediator of RNA polymerase II transcription subunit 10. Gene Ontology annotation, cellular component: chromatin; mediator complex. Bases 266 to 661 code for a protein of 131 amino acids. Gene Ontology annotation, biological process: positive regulation of transcription by RNA polymerase II. NCBI's taxonomy places the organism in Eukaryota, Metazoa, Arthropoda, Insecta, Hymenoptera, Eulophidae. Gene Ontology annotation, molecular function: transcription coregulator activity. The transcript has 3 exons. The record is from RefSeq and is a predicted model, not a curated record.